GAACAUGUCUGGCCUCGCCCCUGACUGAGACUAGCUGUUUUCACAUUCCUGUCAGACUGAAUGGUGUUUUUGCCCGUUUUGACAAGAUAUAGUAACUUAAAACUGCGAUGGACAUCAUAGAACCAAUUCUGGCCAUUGCAGAAAAACUGUACGCCCUAUGUGGGGAGGUCCAGACCAACAAGAAGCGCUGCAAGCGUUUAGCCCACCGUGUGUCCACUCUGGCUAAGCUGGUGGAAUCUGUGAAGGUUCAUGGCUUUGGGACUGAGCCUGAACAGGUUAUAAAUGGACUUAAACAACUUAAACUCACUCUGGAGUCAGCAGAGAGGGUAGUAAGGAAAUACACUUCCCUCAGCUAUUUUAAACGUAUCACGAAAGCGUAUGAACUCGGCGAGGAGUUCAACGGCCUAAAUGAAAGGCUGAACGAUGCGGCUCAGUUACUUUCUCUAGCGCUUCAGGUCGAGCACAGAGGGAGUAUAGAGAAAGUGUUUCAAGAAGCAACGAGGCAACGGGAAGAUGAAGAAGACAGGCAGAGUGACUUUCUGGAACUUCGGAAUUUGCUCCAGUCUUUAGCCCAGGAGGGCAAAGAAAUGAACAUGACAGUUGAUGCUGUGCAAAAGACAGUUGACCAAACGCAAAGAGAUGUGCAGGGCAUUAAAGACGUCCUGGAGUCAUUGAAAAAACCCUGCCUUCAUCUGCAGGACAUUAGAGAGAUUAAACCAGAAGAGCUGACCUACAGUUUCCCUUCUAAACCACUUCUGAAGUGCAACCAUUCCGAACUAUACAAAGGGAUGUACAACAAGUUCACUGUGGCUAUCAAGAGAUACUCAUGCCCGCUGAACACCAACCCCAGCCCCAGUGAGUUGAGGAGUGUAUUUAACAAGGAGGUGGAGACCAUGAAGCGCUUUGAGUCACCCAAUAUCUUAAGAAUGUUUGGUAUCUGUGUUCAGGAUGAGAAUGGACCAAAUCCAAGUUACUUGAUAGUCAUGGAAUACUGUGAGAAGGGUAGUCUUCGACAAGUCCUGGACAGUAAUAGCAAUCUGCCCUGGGACAGAAAGACUCGAAUGUGUCUGGAUGCAGCACAGGGGCUCUACAGAUUGCAUCAGUCAGAAGAAAAGUUUAAAGUGCAUGGUUCCAUCAGAAGCUGCAGUUUUCUAGUGGCAGCUGGCUACAGAGUGAAGUUGGGAGGCUUUGAGUUGGCAAGAACAGAAACUUCUCUUCAGAAGAAUAAAUCCAAAAAGAACAGUGCUUUCCAUUACAGUUCUCCCCAACAGCUUCAGAAUAUCAACCAUCCUUACGACAAGGCAUGUGAGAUCUACAGUUUUGGCAUUGUUUUGUGGGAAAUUACAACACAAGAUGUUCCUUUUAAAGACUGUUCUUCCCACAGUCAGAUCUAUCAAAAAGUGUGUGUAGAGAAGGUCAUGGAGCCACUUCCUACAGAUUGUCCCAAACAGCUAAAAGGGCUCAUCAAUGCGUGCCGUUUAUUUGACCCCUUCCAAAGACCAACGGCAGGAGUGUUGGUGGACAUGCUCCUUAAAAUGGUGGAAGAGGAUUGAUGGAGCACCUCUGCAACUCUACCCAAGCCUGCUGGCAAAUUGUCCACAUCAGAUUCUAACGAUACAAUCUAUUACCAUCUACCUGGGGGUAUUUCCAGAAAGCGGGAUCAACUUUACAUCACAUAAACCCUGAACU
Messenger RNA from Rhinichthys klamathensis goyatoka, 1689 nucleotides. RefSeq names its product mixed lineage kinase domain-like protein. NCBI's taxonomy places the organism in Eukaryota, Metazoa, Chordata, Actinopteri, Cypriniformes, Leuciscidae. Bases 108 to 1553 code for a protein of 481 amino acids. The record is from RefSeq and is a predicted model, not a curated record. The transcript has 11 exons. Gene Ontology annotation, molecular function: ATP binding; protein kinase activity. Gene Ontology annotation, biological process: cell surface receptor signaling pathway; protein phosphorylation.